ACACAACUUCUAACCUCUUUCUUUUUCCUUUUUUUUUUUUUGGCUAAUUAGUUAAUUCUAACCUCAAACUUGUUUUUCUAAAACCCUGCAAAACCCUGAGGUGACAUUCAAGAAAAUCAAGAAGCUUCAAAUAAAUGGAAGUUUCAGCUCUACAAAACCCAUUUCAUGACACUCCCUUUUAAGCUACUUGCACCUCUCCUCUCUAAGCCUUUCUCACUUUCUCCUCAUUCACCCAGAUUUUUCAGCUCUACAGUAUCCAAGAAUUUAAUUGAAAAAAUCACAGCUGCAUUUCACCAAGAAAACCCCAAAAUCUUGGACCCUUUUUUGAGCUCUAAACUUCAAGAAAAUCAUGUGGGGUCUAUUAUUUUUAAUCUCCGGUCAAAACCCAUGUCAGCAAUUAGGUUCUUUGAGUGGUCUGAAUAUGUUCUAGGGUUUGAUCAUAAUCUUGAUUCUUUUUGCGGGAUUUUGCAUUUGUUGCUUUCUAAUCGAUUGUUUGAUCCUGCUAGACAGGUGUUUGAUAAAAUGGCUGUAAAUUUUGGAAAUGUUGAUUGUUUCGAAGCUUUUUACGGAGGUUUGCAGGUUUAUAAUUCUAAUCCUAAUACUGUUUAUAGUUUCUUGAUUGAUAAUUAUUGUCGAAUUAAGAUGGUUGAUACGUCGGUUGAGAUUUUCUAUCGAAUGUCUGCAUUGGGUAUUUCAGUAUCACCGUAUGCCUUGUGUUCAAUGUUGAGUUGUUUGGUAGACUGUAAGGGGAUGGAUGUUAUAUUGAGUGUUUGUGGAGCUGCAAGUGAUGGAUUAAGAGGAAAACAUAAUGAACGUAUGAAUUUGUAUGGUUUUGUGAUGGGUGGUUUCUUUAAGAAAGGAGAUGUUGAAAUGGGUCUACAUUUUCAUAGAGGGAUGAUUGAAAGGGGUUUUUCACCUGAUAUUAUUACCUGCAAUAAGAUUAUGAAAGGUCUUUGUAAUAAUAAGAGUAUAGAGGUUGCAUGUAAAUAUUUUUCCUCCAUAGUAGAGGAAGGUCCUAAUCCGAGUUUGAUUACUUUCACCACAUUGAUUAAUGCACUCUGUAAAGAUAUAAGACUGGAAGAGGCAUUUAGGAUUUAUAAUUUCAUGAUUGUAAUGGGUAUUACUCCUGAUGUGUUCAUCUAUAGUAUUUUAAUAGAUGGACUUUUCAGAGUUGGGAAAUAUGAAGAGGCGCAUACAUUACUGUUAGCUGCAUUAAAACGAGGCAUCAAACUGGAUCUGGUGCUCUUUAGUUCCAUUAUGGACGCGUACAUGAAAAUGGGGAAUGUUGAAAAGGGAAUCGAUGUAUAUAAUAAUAUGUUGGAAGAAGGUAUUAGACCAAACAUUGUUACCUACGGGAUUGUCGUAAACGGGUUAUGUCGAAGUGGUAGACUUUUUGAGGCUCUGGGUGUCUUUGGCCAUAUUAUGAAAUGUGGUAUUGAGCCAUCCCUGAUAAUUUAUAGUAGUCUUAUUGACGGCAUCUGUCAGUUCGGAAACUUAAGAGAAAUUAUUGGUUUGUACAGCGAUAUGGUAAAGAAUGGACCUACACCUGAUGCUUUUAUUUAUAGUACAGUUAUCAAUGGUUUUAGCAAGCAAGAUAGGGUAAGUGAUGCAAUGAGCUUUUUCUACCAGGCUCUGAAGAUGGGGGUAAGGCCUAAUAUUUAUACAUUUAAUUCUUUAAUUGAUGGUCUCUGUAGAUCUAAGAGAAUUCAUGAUGCUGUAAAAGUUUACCGCCUGAUUGGAAAUUAUGAUUUUCAUCCAGAUGUAGUUACUCACACUGUGCUCAUUAAAGGAAUAUUUGAGGAAGGAAAAGCACUUGAAGCAUUAAGCUUUUCUUUCCAAGUGCUAAAGAGGGGCUUCUCUCUCGAUGUUGUAACAUAUUGCACCCUUAUUAAUGGAUUUUGCAAACAAAAGAAUCUAACUGCUGGGUUACGGGUGUUUGAGUUGAUGCUCGAGUAUAAUGUAAAACCUGAUAUUGCCAUAUUUAAUAUUGUAUUGAAAAUGCUUCUUAAAGAAAAUUGUUUGCAAAGAGCAGAGGAGCUAUUCAGGCAGGUGUGUGAUAGUGGUCCUGAGCUUGAUAUUGUGACCUACAACACAAUGAUCUGUGGAUACUGCUCUUACAACUUGUUGGGGAAGGGCAUUCAACUGUAUGAAGAGCUUAAGCGUAACCACAUCAGACCAAAUGCUGUGACUUAUACCAUUCUAAUUGAUGCAUAUUGUAAAGAUGGUAAUAUGGAAGAUGCAGCAUCAUUAUUCUCCACCAUGCUUGACAAAGGUUUAGAACCUAAUGUCUUUACAUACAGUUGUUUGAUUGAUGGUCAUUUUAAAUUCCAUGAUAUGAGGAAUGCCCUUGAUCUUCAUGAUGAGAUGUUGGGUAAUAAUAUCUCUCCCAACAUUGUGAGCUACAGCAUUCUGAUAGAUGGUCUAUGCAAAAGGGGAUUGAUGGAGGAAGCAUUGCAUGUUUUUUAUCGUGCCCAGGAGAUGCAUUUACUGCCUGACAUAAUAACAUAUGGAAUUUUGAUGCAUGGAUUUUGCAAAGCUGGAAAAUUUUCAGAUGCCAUGACUUUUUAUAGCCAAAUGUUGGGAGAUGGAAUUGUUCCUGAUAGGUUCAUACAAGGUAUACUAGCUGAGUAUCAGCUGCAAGUAAGUCAGGAUGAAGAUAUUUGUACUUCUCCAGAUACCGUGCGGAAGCCUCGGCUAUAAUUGAUCAAUAUAGGUUUCUAACGAUGAAAUGUUAUCAUGGUGAAUGGAAUUUCCACUUUGUAGAUUAUUGUAAGAGUGUGUACCCUAUGGCCUAAUGUUCAUUAUCUUCAGAGUCAUAUAUGUACCCAUUUGUACAUUGAGUGUAAUUAUUCUUUUGUAAACAGUCUUUGUACCAGAUCGUAUAAAAAAACCUUUUAAACAUAUUGGACCAACUUGCAAAUGAAUUCAUCUUUUGUCUAGUUCUUUA
This is a messenger RNA of Daucus carota subsp. sativus, 2947 nucleotides long. Its product is annotated as putative pentatricopeptide repeat-containing protein At1g31840. The coding region runs from base 166 to 2700 and encodes 844 amino acids. The transcript has a single exon. Gene Ontology annotation, molecular function: protein binding. The record is from RefSeq and is a predicted model, not a curated record. NCBI's taxonomy places the organism in Eukaryota, Viridiplantae, Streptophyta, Magnoliopsida, Apiales, Apiaceae.